CAUGGCCCCAUACUCGCGCGAGCUGAGCCGGUGCCAUGCUUCAACGUGAGGUUCUGUUGAUUAAUCGUAUAUAACGGUCUGAUAACUCACACUGUGCCCUCACUAGCAACAGUCAAACACAACAUCUUAACGCCCACCAAUACCAACAUGUCCAUCACCCAAGUAACAACUUCGGCCGCGCCCAAGGUCCACCAUGUUACCCUCACAGGGCGUGCCACUCGUCCAACAGAGCCAAUCCCUCAAUUCCUGAUCGACGACGCCAAAGUCGAAACAAAGCAGGCAUUCGAUGCAAAGAAGCAUCUGAAUUAUGAACCUCCAAGCAAGAUCACCACCAUGAAGGAGAUCGGCCUCGAAGGCCAGGGCAUUUCGCCCAACGCAGUUACUGCCCCGUUCCAACUCUUCACUGAGGAAGCUAUCAAGCAGAUGCGCGCUGAAAUCUUCAGCCAGCCGGUGCUGGAUAAUUGCCAGUACAUGUCUGAGUUUGUCAAGUCAACAAUCCGGGGGAUGGGCUCUGCUCGCGCGCCCUUUAUCUGCGACGCCUGGAAUAGCCCCGAGGUUCUGGCCAUCGUCUCCGAAGUGGCUGGCAUCGAGCUGGUCCCCGCCAUGGACUACGAGAUUGCCGCAAUCAACAUCUCAGUAAAUAACCAGAGCGUGCCAGUCUACACCGCUCCCAAGCAAGAGGACGAUAGUCUUCCUGCCUUUGCGUGGCACCGUGACAGUUACCCCUUUGUCUGUGUGACGAUGCUCUCUGAUUGCGUUGGUAUGACUGGCGGCGAGACUGCGCUGAAGACUGCCUCGGGAGAGAUCUUGAAAGUUCGCGGGCCUGCUAUGGGCACUGCUGUUGUCAUGCAGGGGCGAUACAUUGAGCACCAGGCCCUGAAAGCAUACGGAGGCCGGGAGCGCAUUAGCAUGGUGACUUCAUUCCGACCGAAAUCGCCGCUUGUUCGCGAUGAGUCUGUUCUUACUGGUGUGCGACCGAUCAGCAAUCUGUCCGAACUGUACAGCCAGUAUACCCGGUACAGACUGGAAGUCAUCGAAGAGCGAGUCCGAGACCGUCUGAAGAAGGAGCAGUAUCGGGAGUUCGCACAGCGGCCCCUUGAUAUUGCGGAUGUGAAGACGUUCUUGACGGAGCAGAAGGAGUAUAUUGAGUCAAUGAUUGAGGAACUUGUUGAGUAA
This is a messenger RNA of Aspergillus versicolor CBS 583.65, 1176 nucleotides long. RefSeq lists its product as uncharacterized. NCBI's taxonomy places the organism in Eukaryota, Fungi, Ascomycota, Eurotiomycetes, Eurotiales, Aspergillaceae. Bases 148 to 1176 code for a protein of 342 amino acids. The transcript has 3 exons. The record is from RefSeq and is a predicted model, not a curated record.